CCACCGGUGACAGUCUCGGCUAGCUGGGCAUUUCUCUCCCCGCAACCCCUUCCCCACUUUUUCGGCGUCGGGCGAGGAGCCAUCAGUGCCUGCAUUCUGCCCCUGGUACCUCCCCCCAUCUCCUCCACGGUGGGAGACUUGUCUGGUGGUCUCAUGCCGGCGUCGUCCUCCGCCGGCUCCGCCUCGGGUGCUACCAAAUUACACCCGCCACCGAAUCUGCUCCACAGCGGCCCCGCAGUGGUUCUGCCUCCCAAGGUGGCCAAGCUGAUAUUGGACUUGGACUUUGUGGAGAUGUCCGAAAUCUCCCUGGAU
Molecule: messenger RNA, 312 nt
Organism: Geodia barretti
Lineage: Eukaryota; Metazoa; Porifera; Demospongiae; Tetractinellida; Geodiidae
Source: the annotation of a GenBank genome assembly